AUGACUACUACAGAAGAGAGGCCUACCGGCGAGUAUCGUCAAUAUCUCCCAGAUCUCAGUAUUCCACGCUUUAUGACCAUGAGAACUCAGGAUGCACACGAGUAUGCCCAUGCGUUCAAGACGAAGCACAUUCCACCUUGGCUAUAUGCCCUAUUUGAACAUUGGCGGGAUUUAUACGAGGAGCCAUAUCAAGGCAUUUCUAUAGACGGGACUAUCCGUCAGAAUCUAUUCUCCAUUCAAGAUGAAGAAUUACCCGUUGAAGAUAUCGUUGCCUCAGUUCAAGACCUAUUCAGGCUUCUGAAUGAUGAACAACGUAAAGCCCUCUCAUAUCACAUUGACUCCCCAGAAUGGCGAACAUGGUCCAACCCGGAAUUCCUUCUCACCCCUAAGGGCCUGCGCCUGGACGAAGUUGAGGUCCUCAUCCGAGACGCCAUCUUGAGAGUUCUCGAAAAAACCCUUUCUCCUGAAGGUUACGACAAAGCUGUCAAAGCAAUGAGAAUCAAUCACUUCCUAGGCGAACUGGUUGAAGCUCCUAAAGUCAUGAAUGAAUAUUCUUACAACUUUGCUAUCUUCGGAAGACCUUCCACUACACGGCCAUGGGGAUGGACGUUUUAUGGCCAUCAUCUCUGUCUGAAUAUCUUCAUCUACAAGAGGCAGAUUGUUGCUAGUCCAUGGUUCACCGGUGCCGAGCCCAAUGAAAUUGACUCUGGUCCUUACAAGGGUACACGUAUCCUGCAAGUUGAAGAAACUCUCGGUCUCCAACUUAUGCAAUCCCUACCAACUGAAGUACAGCAACAAGCUCAAACAUAUAAGAAGAUGAAUGACCCUGAAAUGACUCCUGGCCGCACUAACAAGGACGAUCAACGACAUCUGUGCGGCGCAUAUCGUGAUAACCGGCAGAUCCCAUAUGAGGGCGUUCUCGUCUUAGACUUCACCUCCAGACAAAAAGAACUCGCUUAUGGGAUCCUGGAGCAUUACCUUCUCUACCUCCCUCGACGAUCGCGGGAACUCAAAAUUGAACAAAUAAAGAAAUACGAGACAGAAACAUACUUCUCUUGGAUUGGCGGGUUUGGAAAUAACGAUCCAUUCUAUUAUCGCAUACAAAGUCCCGUUAUUCUAGUUGAAUUUGACCAUCACUCGGGUGUGUUCUUAACGAAUGAGGAACCAAAGAAGUUUCAUAUUCAUACCUUGCUUCGAACACCCAAUGCAGGUGAUUAUGGGUAUGCAUUGAGGCCGCUGAUUCCACCGGUUGAAAAUACAGUUGCGAAGCCUAUCACUUGGGACUAA
Molecule: messenger RNA, 1287 nt
Organism: Talaromyces stipitatus ATCC 10500
Lineage: Eukaryota; Fungi; Ascomycota; Eurotiomycetes; Eurotiales; Trichocomaceae
Exons: 2
Coding region: 1-1287 (428 amino acids)
Source: RefSeq, a predicted model, not a curated record